GGUACGUUACGUAAUAGUUCGAGGGGGAUUGUGGGUGCUUGAGUCGUUUUGAUCGGCUCUACCAACUCGGACACUACCAUCAAACCGGGAGGUGGAACUACAAUCCAGCGUGAACCGGAAGUACUCCAAGUCUGGGUUCACUUUGUGUCAACACAUGUUCAUUCCCACCUCAGAGCCAUGUGUGUUGAGCUAAAAAACGUUGUGAGUUAUAUCGUUAGCAGUUAUUUUUGAACUAUAAAACAUGCCAAAAGACGUUUCUUCGUCUUCGAGCGAAGAUGAAACGGAUAAUGUUGCCACGGAAACAACAAAACGGCAGAAAGAACCCGCGAGGAAGACCGCGCGGUUGGAGUGUCCUGAGGACUUUGUGUCUUUCUGCCACGUUCCCUGCCGCAGCACGCUGGCAGACAAUCUGAGGAACAACGAGAACGAGUUGUGGCUCAUUAAAGCUCCUGCCAGCUUCGACCCCCUCUGCUUCAGCGGCGUCCAGGUCCCCCUGUCGGGUCUCCAGACCCUGAAGGUUCCGGGUCCGGUCCAGCAGAGCUACAGCGUCCUGGCGUCGUCCCGCCCCAACGACCUUCACCUGCUCACCAGCGACAGCCGGACGUCGGACGGCUUCGUCUUCGCUCCGGCCUUUUCCGGCCUGCUGAACAUCUGCGAGAGCUACGGGGACGCUGGCGGCGAGCGGGCGCCACGCGUCGUGCCGGCCGCCCCGGCGCCCGCCGUCCCGUCCGGCCUCAAGCAGCGGUUCCACCCGUUCGGCAGCAAGACUCCAAAGCUCACCUACGUGGCGGAGAACGAGGCGGACGGAGCCGCGUUCGGGCCGUCGACAACGACGCUGCGGCCGCUGGUGAUGAAGCAGUUCGUAGAAGAUGGAGGCCGGGUGGGUGAUGAUGACGAGGAGGAGGAAGGCAGGAAGAGAAAAAAGAAGAAGAAGAAAGAGAAGCGGAUAAAGUCGGAAGAAGCGGAAGUGUUGCUGCAGAUGAAACGGGAACCACCCGAUGAAAAUGUAGACGAAGCGAUGACAGCGGCGGUGGCAGGGAAGACAAUGAAGAAGAAGAAGAAGAAGAAGGAGGAGGACAGGGAGCGGGAGGAGGUGGAGGAGGGACUUGAGCCCAGCGUGAACGUUAAGGUGGAACCAGUUUCUGUGAAAUGUGAGCCGCUGGACGUUUUAUAUGGCGACGCAGCAGAGAGUUCAGGGAAGAGGAAGAAGAAGAAGAAGAAAAGCAGAACGGAGGAGGACGUUCACUCCUGAUUCCCUCCAUCUUUGAAAGUCUUCAGACAUAAACGCUGAAAGCUGCAGCAUGUAACGUUCAUAAAAAAGGAUUCUUUCACGUUUAUGAGACAAAUCAUCUCUGAAAAGAUUGAUCUCCUGCACCUCAUCCCUGAGCUGCUAUUGACAUCUGAAGAAAUGACCAAAAGCAACCAAUCAGAGCCUGGAGGCGGGGCUUAGCGCUGUCAAUCAAUCUCAUUUAUCGUUUAUCCUGCUAAAAGUGCUAGAGGCGGACAAACAACUCACUGUUACUGGAAAACUGUUUAUCCACCAUUAUCGGAUAUGGCUA
Molecule: messenger RNA, 1559 nt
Organism: Gambusia affinis (western mosquitofish)
Lineage: Eukaryota; Metazoa; Chordata; Actinopteri; Cyprinodontiformes; Poeciliidae
Gene: polr1g
Product: RNA polymerase I subunit G
Exons: 3
Coding region: 242-1252 (336 amino acids)
Biological process (GO): transcription by RNA polymerase I
Source: RefSeq, a predicted model, not a curated record